AUGACAGCAUACAAGAACAACACCAUCUCUACUGGAGUUUCAGAAUUCCUCCUAAAUUGUUUUGUCAGGUCCCCCAGCUGGCAGCUCUGGCUCUCCCUGCCACUCAGCCUUCUCUUCCUUCUAGCCAUGGGGGCUAAUACCAUUCUUCUGGUUACCAUCCGGAUGGAGGCCUCUCUGCAUGAACCUGUGUACUACUUGCUCAGCCUACUGUCCAUGCUGGACAUCCUACUCUGCCUCACAGUCAUCCCCAAGGUACUAGCCAUCUUCUGGCUUGACCUCAGGUCCAUUAGCUUUCCUGCCUGUUUCCUCCAGAUGUAUAUCAUGAACAGCUUUCUUGCCAUGGAAUCUUGCACAUUUAUGAUCAUGGCAUUUGAUCGCUAUAUAGCCAUCUGUCACCCACUGAGAUAUCCAUCUAUCAUCACUGACCAAUUUGUGGUCAAAGCUGCCACAUUUAUUUUGGUCAGGAAUGCCCUUAUUCCUUUGCCCAUCCCCAUUCUCUCAGCCCGACUCCAUUACUGUUGGAAAAAUGUCAUUGAGAACUGCAUCUGUGCCAACAUGUCUGUCUCUCGACUCUCUUGUGAUGAUGUCACUUUCAAUCAAAUUUAUCAGUUUACUAUAGCCUGGGCUCUGCUGGGGACUGACCUCAUCCUCAUCUUCCUCUCCUAUACCUUCAUACUAAGAGCUGUGCUGAGGCUCAAGACAGAGGGUGCUGUGGCCAAGGCCCUGAGCACAUGCAGUUCCCACUUCAUCCUUAUCCUGUUCUUUAGCACCAUUCUUUUGGUCUUUAUUCUCACACAUGUAGCAAAGAGGAAGGUCUCUCCUGAUGUGCCAGUCUUGCUCAAUGUCCUCCACCAUGUCAUCCCUGCAGCCCUUAAUCCCAUUGUUUAUGGGGUGAGAACCCAGGAGAUCAAGCAAGGAAUCAAGAGACUCUUGAAGAAGGGGUGGUAA
Molecule: messenger RNA, 948 nt
Organism: Cricetulus griseus (Chinese hamster)
Lineage: Eukaryota; Metazoa; Chordata; Mammalia; Rodentia; Cricetidae
Source: RefSeq, a predicted model, not a curated record